Molecule: messenger RNA, 1243 nt
Organism: Camellia sinensis
Lineage: Eukaryota; Viridiplantae; Streptophyta; Magnoliopsida; Ericales; Theaceae
Source: RefSeq, a predicted model, not a curated record
CUUUUGAUACCACCCCACCUUUCUUCUUCUUUUUUUCUGUUGCUUUUUUGAUCAGAGAGUCCUCUCUCUAUUCAUCUUCGUCUUCAUCUUCAUCUUCAUCUUCAUCUUCCAUCACCGCCAACACAAGAUGGGCGAUCAGAUUGCGAGAGGAGAAGAUUUCGAGAAGAGAGCUGAGAAGAAGCUCAGCGGCUGGGGCCUCUUCGGUUCCAAAUUCGAUGACGCCGCCGAUUUGUUCGAUAAAGCCGCCAAUGCUUUCAAGCUCGCCAAAUCAUGGGACCAAGCUGGAUCAGCAUAUGUAAAGUUAGCAAACUGUCAUUUAAAGUUGGAUAGCAAACAUGAAGCUGCUGGUGCUUAUGCUUCUGCUGCUCAUUGCUAUAAGAAGACAAAUACUAAAGAGACCAUAUCUUGUCUAGAGCAAGCGGUCAAUAUGUUUAAGGAGAUUGGGAGGCUCAACAUGGCUGCAAGAUAUUACAAGGAAAUUGCUGAAUCGUACGAAGCUGAACAGAACUUCGAGCAGGCUAUUUUUUACUAUGAAAAAGCGGCUGAUCUUUUCCAAAGUGAAGAUGUAACAACUACUGCAAAUCAGUGCAGGCAGAAAGUUGCUCAAUUUUCUGCUCAGUUGGAACAAUACCAGCAAGCUAUUGAGAUUUAUGAAGAUAUAGCACGGCAAUCGCUGAACAAUAAUUUGCUGAAGUAUGGAGUAAAAGGACAUCUUCUUAAUGCUGGCAUUUGCCAACUCUGUAAAGGCAAAGGGGACACUGUUGCAAUUAACAAUGCAUUAGAGAAAUAUCAGGAUUUGGAUCCAACUUUUUCUGGAACACGAGAGUACAAAUUGCUUGCGGAUUUAGCUGAUGCUAUUGAUCAGGAAGAUAUUGCAAAGUUCACUGAUGCUGUGAAGGAAUUUGACAGCAUGACUCAACUGGAUGCUUGGAAAACAACCCUUCUUUUGAGAGUUAAGGAAGCACUGAAGGCAAAAGAACUAGAGGAGGACGAUCUUACUUAGGUUUAUAUUUUAGUUUGAUGUUGUGUCAUUUGCAUAUCUUUGUGAUGAUUGUACCGGGUGGUUGUGUCUGAUUGUUAUUCUUUUACACUGUUUUUGUGUGUGCACUUUUGAUUUUGUUGUGAAUCUGAAUGAAUAUAUGCUUGCUAUUAUAAGCAUAUACGAGGUUGUAAUGGAAUACAGGUUUCUUUUGUUUACUGUAAGUUCAUGAAUAAAAAAUUGCUUGUUGAAGAUGUUCAAGAA